AUGUCCGAAGUGAUGGCAUCGGAGGUUACAGUUAAUUCAGUAGGUGGUGUGAACUCUGCUCCGAAUCCUACAAAAGGCUCCUCUACUCCGUCUCCCACCUUUUGCCUUCUUCUCUCCGCCUGCAACUCUGCUUGUAGUGCCUUCGCUGGCUCCCUUUUUGGCUACGGUCCUCUCUCUAAUUUGGACCUGCAUGUCCUUUCUUAUAUUUACAACAUUAUUCCUUUUUGA
Sphenostylis stenocarpa is the source of this 228-nucleotide messenger RNA. Lineage: Eukaryota; Viridiplantae; Streptophyta; Magnoliopsida; Fabales; Fabaceae. The record is from the annotation of a GenBank genome assembly.